AUGGCAAAGAAUGGAUACAAAAAGAUCUCCACGAAUGAAGAGAAAGAAGCAGUCAGCUUUAUGUCUCUUCUUUUCUUUCAAUGGAUGAAUCGUAUCGUCAAGAUAGGCAAUGAAAGACCAUUAGAUGAGAACGAUUUUUCACCGCUUUCAAAAGAGAACUCUGCCUCAUUUCUGACCGAUCAGCUUCAAGCAAACUGGAACAAAGAAAAAACAAAGUGCAAAAGUAAUCGAAAAGGGCCUAAAGUUUGGAAAAACGUCAUAAAGUUAAUCUCGGUUAAAGAUAUCCUGAUUAUUGUAUUCACGAAUGCUUGCUAUUCGAUUUCUCGCCUUCUUCAACCAUUGCUAUUGGGAUCUCUUAUUUCCGUACUGAUGUCAGCUGAGCCACAGAAAGAUAAUCUUCUUUAUGGUUGUACACUGGCUUUGUGUAUAAAUUCCUUCAUCGGAGCUUUUAGUAUGCACCAUCACGACUAUAGAUGUAAGGUGUUGGGUAUCAGAAUGAGUUGUGCCUUAAAAGGUCUAGUCUACCAUAAGACGCUACAUCUCAGCAAGGAUGCAUUGUUAAAAGUUACAACUGGCCACGUGAUCGACCUUAUAUCAAACGAUGUUCAGCGAUUGGAGGAACACACUGUUAUGUGGAUGUCUUUUUCGAUAUUUUCGUGCUUUUUUCUGGUAGUGCUAGCAGUAUUACUUGUGUUUUCGAUUGGCUGGCAAUCUCUUAUGGCAGCAUCAUACCUGUGUUUUCUUGUGCCAUAUUUCACUGGAUUCUCUUAUAUAAGCGCCGCACUUCGCUUACGUACAGCAGUGGCGUCCGACCAGCGCAUCUCCAUAAUGAACCAGAUGGUUUCUGGAAUUCGUGCCAUCAAAACGCAGGUGAAAUUAACACCAUCCGUAAGAAAAGUGCCAGUUCUGUCAGGGGUUCUUGCCUUGUGGGACAAUUCAGUAUCAGUGGCGACCCUGUUGUCUGUCGUUACUCUUGUGCUUACUGGUCAACCCAUCACACCUGUUAAUGUCUUUAUGCUGCUAGGUUUUAUGCAUUUGGCAAGAGAUCAAACAUGCUGUUUCAUUUCUUCUGCUUUCCUAGAAACAUAUGAAGCAUAUGCAUCGCUAGGAAGAAUAGAAGAUUUUCUGCUUUUAGAAAACCUUCCCUCCAUCUCACGUAGUCAGUCCAAAGGGGACACCAGUAAUACAGAGAGCAGUUCAAGCAAAUUAACGAAUACUCUGUCAGAUCAGAAGGCGAAAAUGGAAAAAGUAUUCAGUGCUGACCUUGUACAGAAUCUGCAAGACAAGCCCAGUAUUUUAUGUGUGUCGAAUACGACGCACAGACAAAUCCAGCGACAAGAUGAAUUUAUUCUGCAGGUGGGCAGCGGAAAAUCUACUCUUCUCUCAGCCAUCGCUGGAGAGAUCUCUGAAGUUAGCAGGACAAUAACCUUCCAAGGUUCUUUUGUUUAUGUUCUCCAAGCAGCUUGGAUCUUCUCUGGAACAAUAAGAGAAAACAUUCUGUUUGUUCAACCAUACGAUGAACCGAAGUACAGCAGAGUAAUUGAAGCAUGCGCGCUCACGGAAGACGUCCAGUGGUUUCCUAACUAUGACCAAACAGUUGUUGGAGAACGCGGUGAAAUUCUAAGUGGAGGUCAGAAGGCCAGAGUUAGUUUAGCACGCGCAGUUUACGCUGAUGCAGACCUUUACUUGUUAGACGAUCCUCUGAGUGUUGUGGACUUUAAAGUUGGCCAACAUAUCUUUGAAACAUGUAUCAACGACCUACUGGGCGAUAAAACCCAAGUGUUGGCAUCACAUCAAGAACAGCACAUGAAAGAAGCUGAUCAGGUGAUUGUGAUGUACAAAGGCCGCGUUUUGGAAAAGGGAAGUUUCACUGAACUACGAGAAAAAGGUAUCCUAAACACAACUGUUGAUCCGCUCUAUCAGACAAUUGGGAAAGAUAGCAAUUUUACUAGGAGCUUUGCCUGGGAGAUUGAACAGAAAAACAAAGGUGUUGAUGGCUGUGAAACAAUGGUUCGGUUUAUCCACUACCCAAUGAAGCUAGGGGUCUGGAAAUAUCACAAGAAGAUCGUUCCAUCGGAGUGGUUUCAUGGCAGCUUUAUUGGAACUACUUUAGAAGCGGAGUACAUUGGUCAACAAUUUGUGCAGUAAUUUGUUUUUGCUUCAUAGCGCAAGGUAAGACUUUAUAUUUUAACUAGUU
Orbicella faveolata is the source of this 2197-nucleotide messenger RNA. RefSeq names its product ATP-binding cassette sub-family C member 4-like. The record is from RefSeq and is a predicted model, not a curated record. Lineage: Eukaryota; Metazoa; Cnidaria; Anthozoa; Scleractinia; Merulinidae.